This is a messenger RNA of Microtus ochrogaster (prairie vole), 7334 nucleotides long. RefSeq names its product hypoxia inducible factor 1 subunit alpha inhibitor (gene Hif1an). NCBI's taxonomy places the organism in Eukaryota, Metazoa, Chordata, Mammalia, Rodentia, Cricetidae. The record is from RefSeq and is a predicted model, not a curated record. Gene Ontology annotation, cellular component: nucleus; cytoplasm. Gene Ontology annotation, biological process: negative regulation of Notch signaling pathway. Gene Ontology annotation, molecular function: peptidyl-histidine dioxygenase activity; [protein]-asparagine 3-dioxygenase activity; ankyrin repeat binding.
UCCGGCGGGGCCGUCCCCUAGAGCAGAGAUGGCGGCGACGGCGGCCGAAGAUGCGGCCUCUGGCUCUGGAGAGCCCCGGGAAGAGGCGGGAGCUCCGGGCCCCGCCUGGAAUGAGUCCCAACUGCGAAGUUACAGCUUUCCGACCCGGCCUAUCCCGCGUCUGAGCCAGAGUGACCCUCGGGCGGAAGAGCUCAUCGAAAAUGAGGAGCCUGUGGUGCUGACCGACACAAACCUUGUGUAUCCCGCUCUGAAGUGGGACCUAGACUACCUGCAAGAGAAUAUAGGCAACGGGGAUUUCUCUGUAUACAGCGCCAGCACCCAUAAAUUCUUAUACUAUGAUGAAAAGAAGAUGGCUAAUUUCCAGAACUUUAAGCCAAGGUCCAACAGGGAGGAAAUUAAAUUCCAUGAGUUCGUUGAGAAACUACAGGACAUACAGCAGCGGGGAGGAGAAGAGCGGUUGUAUCUGCAGCAAACGCUCAAUGACACUGUGGGGAGGAAGAUCGUUAUGGACUUCUUGGGUUUUAACUGGAACUGGAUUAAUAAGCAACAGGGAAAGCGUGGCUGGGGGCAGCUGACCUCUAACCUGCUGCUCAUUGGCAUGGAAGGAAAUGUGACUCCUGCUCACUAUGAUGAGCAACAGAACUUCUUUGCCCAGAUAAAAGGCCAUAAGCGAUGCAUCUUAUUUCCUCCAGAUCAGUUUGAGUGCCUCUAUCCAUACCCUGUCCACCAUCCUUGUGACAGGCAAAGCCAGGUGGACUUUGACAAUCCUGACUACGAAAGUUUCCCCAAUUUCCGAAAUGUGGUUGGUUAUGAAACAGUGGUUGGCCCCGGUGAUGUUCUUUACAUCCCAAUGUACUGGUGGCACCACAUAGAGUCAUUACUAAAUGGGGGAAUUACCAUCACUGUGAACUUCUGGUACAAGGGGGCUCCUACCCCUAAGAGAAUUGAGUACCCUCUCAAAGCUCACCAGAAAGUAGCCAUCAUGAGAAAUAUUGAGAAGAUGCUUGGAGAAGCCUUGGGGAAUCCACAAGAGGUGGGGCCUUUGUUGAACACCAUGAUUAAAGGCCGUUACAACUAACCUGCCAGAGGUCCAGGCCUCCUGCCAGGUGACUGCUCUCUCAUCCACAUGCUUCGUUGAUGAGGACAGGACACUCCAAGCACUAGUAUUGCACGCUGCACUUAAUGGACUGGACUCUUGCCAUGGCCCUGGAGGCAGGUGUUGGGGCGAGGCAGGGUAGUUGACUCCACUCCCAUUUGGAAAGAUUUCUCACCCUUGCCUUUUGAGCACCAGAACCUUCCCUCUUUGCUCCCCUAAAGUCCUGCAUUCAGUGUGUGGAGUCCCAGCUUCUGGUUUUCAUCAUGUCUGUGUUAGUCUGUCAACCUCAGGGUGUGUGUGUGUGUGUGUACAUGUGUGCAUAUGCAUAUGUACAUACACACAUGCAUGUAUCUGUUCCUUGUUCCCUCUUCCUGGGUCAGGAUAUCACUUCUGGCUCUCAGCUGCUGUCUCCUGAAGCCUCAGUGCCUCAGCCUGAGAGAGGAGAUGCUCCUGUAUCCCUGUGACAUCUGGGUUGUGGUGCCAGAAUGGAUGUGCUCAUCAGUCUGCCUUCUGCCAGUUUUUGCAGCAUAGUCAGGCUAUAGGCCAAUAGCAAUAGCUGCUGGGUCCCUAAUGGGGACAUUGAGAAGGAGGCUUGUCUUUGGGAGCCUAGAUAGCCUUCUAGUAGAAGAAGAUUAGAUAGGGUUCUGGUUGAGAACUACAAACUCAAGCCAUACAUUGAAGGAAACCCUGGGAACCAAGGAAUAGAGGAUUGUGCGUAUGUUCCAAAUUACAGACACACGCAGCUAUUCUUUCAGUACCAGCUCUUGCCCCUGCGCUAGGUAUUGAGGAAGUUCUCCUAGCUCUGACUUCUUUGGGCUCCAGGGGUAUAAACCUCUGCAUGUGUGUGUACACAUAUGCACACGUGUGUGUGUUCACACUUGCCAUCUUCUUGCUUACCAAGGUUCUCUACUGCUUACCUUGUCCAAUGUGACAGUACAGUGUGAACCCCAGAUACUGCCUGAUUUAGCCUAUAGCUUUCAAACUCGGAUUUUAGCCAUCCUAUCUUGAUCAGAUCUCACUGCAGCCUACCUAAAGCUGACACCUUGAGCCUCUGGGUUCUAUGUCUUUCCCUGUCCAGGCCACAUCCCCUGCUUCUGCUGAGCUUCCUGGCUGAGUAGACGAAAUGGGAUCAGACUUAGGCAGCUAACUCAAUACCUUUCAUCCACCUCAGGGCAAGGACAAACGUGUCCUCUUGCCUCUUCGAGCCAGCGCCUCUGCCAGACCCAACAUCCGUCACAUGACUAGAGUAGGACAGCUGGUAGCGCAUGGAGAUAGAAUUUCCUUUUCUGUUGGUCGCUACGUGUGGGACCUCCUGAGGGAGCAGCUCAUGGCUGGGCAGCUCAGUGUCACACACCUCAGAGUGCCAUCAUUCACAUCUGCUCGGAGGGAAGGGGCCCCUGCAUUUGGCAGAGUGGUGGCCCUGUGUCCCCUUACCUCAAGUCCUUGCUCCAUCAUCUUUUUCUCUAAAAUAUGAGUUGGAAAUCUAAUUUUAUUUCCUUCUCUUCCACUUUUUUACUUCCACCCUCUUAAGUUUGACCUCUAGGUCUGAGCUGUGGCUCUUUGCCCCAAAGCUCAGCUUACAGUACCCCGUGGACUGAGAAGAUGCAUGCCGAUGCUUGCGUGCACCUGUGUACAUGUUUUGGGGAGGGGUCUUUAGUACCCCAUUCUGGGGUUUUGAUGCAAUAUGGGUAUGCAGAACUGGUACCUUCGCAGGUAUAGCUCUUCAAAUACAGCCAGCGCUGGGCGGUGUGACUGCAGUACACUGCAUGGCCUCCAUCUCCUUUGGGAAAGAGGAGUACAGCAAGAGAGCCGGGCAAAGCAGGAUUAGAUUGGCAUCGUGGCAGAUUGUCUUCAUUCUCAGUAGAAUGUCCUGCCACUGCCCUCAAAGGUGUUGGGAUGUGUCGGAGGGAAUCUGGGUCUUCUUGGUUUAUCCUUCAGAAUACUGUGCCUCAUACAGGUCUGACCUAGGGUGACUGGGGGCAAGGAGAGAGAAGGUAAACUUUGGGACCGUCACAGGAUUGGUCUUGAUGCUGGUAUGAUGUAAUAGCCACUCCUGGUCUUAGACACCUGAUGUAUGCUGUUGCCUUUACCUCUGACCCUCCCAAUCCUGCAUGGUAGCUUCUCGCUUCACACAGCUCAAAGAGGAGAUGAAGAGUGGCAGUCAAGAUCAAACCUAGUCUGUUUGGCUAUAAGCCUGUCCCCUCUUCCUGCUCCUCCUCCGUUUCCUCCAAACUCUCAGUUCUCUACCUGCCCUCAGGUCUUGUUUCCUAGGCAGUGUACAGGCAGACUCAGGCAAGAGGGUGUGGGGGCUCUAGCUAGAGACAUCCAGAAGCUGCCUGGAAGCAACUGUAGAGGAGGGAGUUCUAUCUCUGCUGGGGAUAGGGUACUGUGUACCCUUCAGUGGAGGUCCCAUAGCUCCUGUCAGCAUGCCUCUGCUUCAGAGCUGAAGGGGUUCUAGACCGCUGGGGUCCUCGUCUGCUGGGUCACCUCCUUCUGGGGAGGAGAUGCACUUCCUUCCCUCAUCUAGGUUAGGGCUGCUCAGGUUCAGAUUCUACUUGGAACACAGGAAGCAUUGCUGCUACAGAGUUUACUGUUCUAACCAGCAGCGUGGGAGUCAGAUGUGCCAAGGAAGGUGGAGACUUGGGCUUGUCUAGGGGUCAGCCACGCUGCAGACUUUGUUUUCAUACCAGCAGUUCAGUGAAAACUACUGUUUUGUGAAGUCAAAUAUUUGCUGGGGGGUUGGAGUUGUGGGGUGGAGGAGGGGCUGUCCUGGGCAUCAGUGGAGCAGAUGCCCAGGAUGCCUGGGGGAGACCAGCUUCCCUACAAAUCAGAGCUCUAAAUUACAAGGUUUUUACCAACGCGAACAGUUGGGGGAAGUCGUCUGCUCUCAUUUGCGUAAUGGUUUCUGUCACUGGUGAUUAGACACAGGAUGAAGGAAAAGAAAUUUGACAAUUAGGAAUGAGCCAUCAUUAAUCUGAAUCUGUUAGGAGACGGAGAGGGAAGGAGCCUUACUAGUGGGCCGACCCAGUAUGGGGAGACAGUCCCUGUCUCUGACCCUCAGAAUCUUCUGGGCCAAGUACCCUUUUGGAGUUCCCACAAGUGUGGGUGGAGCGUGCAUGCCUUCACACACUAAGAGUCCAACCCAGCUUGAGGUGGCUUUAGAAACAGAUUUUCCUGCAGGAACCAACAAAGUUGAAGAUAGAUGAGUGAGUACUAAAUACAAGCCCUAGGGCGAAGAAUAACAAUAGGGGAGUUUGACGUGUGCUUACUGUUAUGGGCAAUGUUUCUCUAAUAGCCAACACUGUUGGUCUCCCAGCUGUGACAAGUGUUUGUCACAUUUCGGCACUUCAGGUUGGGCAGGAAACCUGAUCUUUACCAAACUACUGGAAAGUGCAGAGGAAACUCCCGGAAAGUAGCAGAGCUCAGAUCCGUGCAAGGUGGGUGCUGUUAUGAGGAAGAGGAUGCACAGCACUGGGCUCCCUGAGGAAGACACUCGCCCUUCAAGCCUCUCUGGAUCAGUGCAGUGGUGGCUAUGGGGACAACGAGGUUCUGGCUCAGACUAGUGACAGUGACCCAGCUAACUGUUAAUAAGGUGUGGAAAAUCCACCUUAGAUCUUCCAGUGUCCCUGAUUUUACCUCAACAUUCUGUCCCUUCAAAUGCCUAAGACAAUAUCAAUCUGCACCAAGAAGUAAGUCCUUGUCAUUCAAGUAUCUCUUAGAUCCCAGGCUCCCUCAAGGGUUGGGGUGGGUUUCUGUCUGCUUCCAUGAUGUGAACUUCUCAAGGAUGGUGCUAUCUCACUCCUUGCUAAGUUCCCUACCUCUGUUGUCUUUCAUCCUUCAAAACUUGGUGCAGAAUUUAGCAAGGGCUACCAGCAGUGACUCUCUGACCAGUUUUGCCUAGAUGGGGUAGGUGUGGAGAUGGAUAGGAGUAGCUGAGAGGUUCUAGAGGCCCAGGCCUUUCCAGUUUCCCCACAAUUGCUCUUGGUGUCCUCUUAAUGUACCUCUAGGUGGGGCUUUGAGCUUGCUCCUUCCCGGGCUCUUAGUGGCCUCUUUACCAAGGCUCUUUUCCUCGAAGAUGCUCUCUGGUUACAAGUGCUGGACAGCUUAGCUUAGGGUCCCUCUCCACAGGCUUCUCCCUGUUCCCUCUUAGUUUCUGACCUCAGGUAACUCUGUUGACAUGUUCCUGGUUAGUCUGUGUUCUGUCUGCUCUGUCCUCUUGCCAUUACUUUGUCAUUACAUGCUGGUCAGCUUGUCUCAGGCUGGUGGGCCUUUCUGCUUGUCCUUCAGUCAACUCUGUUUAAUUAAAGAUCCAGGGGGUCCUGAUUGGAGCCCAGCUGAGCACUUUGGGGACAUUUCUGGAGGAGCAAAGGCUCAGAAACUGGUGUCUUCAAUGCCCAUAGCCUGUGAGUAGUGACGCCUUGGACACAAUUGGGGAGGGACCUGGAGAGGCAAAGAACUUGGUGAGGAGAGACUGCUAGAAAGAGGCCAGGCUUGGGAGCCAGGCUGGAAGAGUGAACUUGGUGGUUCCAUCUGAAUGUGUUCUUGUGCCUUAGGGUCCAGCAGUUCAGGGAUGAGGGACAUUUUCUGAAUGUUUCCUAAUUUCUCUCAGGUCUUUGGUUCAGUGUCACCAAGUUUGACAGACCCCUGUGUGCCAGAGGUUGCUAGAAGGAAGCAGCAUAGUAGGCUGGUGUCAGGAGUGGAGGCCUCCCAUGAGGAGGGCUGGAAUGGUAUGGGAACAAAGAAAGGGACCCAGUGGUCAGCUUCUCAUGGGAUGGCACUCUAUUCCUCCAAGAGAAUAAGUACAAGGACUGAUUCAAGAAGUCAGUUAAACUGCCCUCCCUCCUCCGUAGAGCCUUGUUUGGGGGAAGGAAUGUGUGUCCUUUAACUUUCAAGGGGAAACAGUCUAGUGUUUAAAAGCAUGCGUUUUGAGCUCUGAUACCUUCAGUACACAUUUCUAGCUUGCUACUUACCAGCUGGGUUUGACUUUGGUUGAUUCCUUUAACCUCUCUGAGUCUCAGUUUCUUUAUUAUAAUAAUAUGUGGGGGUGGGGGUUUGAAAAUAUCUACCUCAGGGUUGCUGGAUUAACUGAAAUGAUGUCUGUAAAGCUUUAGCACAGUGCUGGUGAGCACUUAAUAAACGGCUGUGGUGGUUCAUAGUAUGCAACUUACUGCUUCGGUGGUGUGUGACAGGUUUCCAGUGACUCGUCUUCCCCGUACCUAGCUCUGCUUCCUCUUCAGCCUGGUUGGCCAGACUCCUGCUUGUAGCAGCCUGGGCCUGGGGAGGUGCGGUCAUCUCUGAGCAUCUCACCAUGGCUCCUCGUUCCACCUGGAGAAUUGUCCCUCGCAUAACUGAGGCACUGGCACCCACCCCUGCUCAUAUCAGUCCCUCCCCCUUGUUGGUCACAUCUGGCUAUCAUAAGAACCCAUCGCCACUCUCAUCUAAACUCAGUAAGAAUGUAUCGCAGCUAAGGCCCUUUUGGUUUACUUUUGUGCCAUUUAGUGUGUUUAAAUUACAAGUGUGUUAAGUGGCAGAAGGAAUUAAAAUGGAGAAAAAUGGGUUCUAUUUGUUAAGUGCUCUUGUCCCAGGCACUGGGCUAGUUUCUUGGACUGAGUGCUGUCAGUUCAGUAAGAGAGUUAGGGAUGUACAAGGACAAGCUCCUCACUCUACUUGGAUACUCACAGUAGGGUAGGCCUUCUACAGGAAGUGAUCCAGCCUGAGCUGAUGACUGGAAGAGAGUAGCUACCCAGGGCUUGCAGGAAAAGUAGACGGUGUGUUUCUGCCCGGGUUUCUCUUGCAUAGUCCAGAGGGUUGCCUUGAAUCCUUCCAGAGAAAGGCCGGGUGUAGGAACACAAAAGAACAAAACCUUUUGGUUAGCUUUGGGAAUCUGAAAAUAUGUUUGUUGCUGGGCCCACAUUUGUUGUGAAGGGCAGAUAGAUUUGGAGGGCUCCACUGUCCUCACAGUUCAGCCUCUGAAGCAGACCUUGUGGGGAAGGUGUUGAACCAGGCUACUCAAACUUCAGCCUGAGAUACACUUGACUGGGUGGGAUUCUCUGCAUCAUCCCCCAGCUUCUACCCCCCUUUAUUUCAUGGUGCCAAACUUCGGCAGUUCCCCUCCAUAGGUACUCAACUUCCCAAGGCUUUGGCACUGGCCCCAUAGGGGAAGAUGCUUGAUGCCAAGCCAUCCCUCUGGUCUGCAGGGCAUUUAGAGUCACCUUGCAGUCACCUCUUUCUGUGUAAC